Molecule: messenger RNA, 460 nt
Organism: Schistosoma curassoni
Lineage: Eukaryota; Metazoa; Platyhelminthes; Trematoda; Strigeidida; Schistosomatidae
Source: the annotation of a GenBank genome assembly
AUGAUGUCUGAACAUAAAGCAGUAGUGAAAAAUGCCGAUAUGUCAGAUGAUAUGCAACAAGAGGCUGUUGAUUGUGCUGCACAAGCUUUAGAGAAAUAUAGUGUGGAAAAAGAUAUAGCAGCAUUCAUUAAGAAAGAAUUUGACAGGAAAUACAAUCCUACAUGGCAUUGUAUUGUUGGGAGAAAUUUCGGAAGUUAUGUGACGCAUGAAACCAAACAUUUCAUUUAUUUUUAUCUUGGAGAUAAUGCGUUUCUUCUAUUCAAAUCCGGUUAAUUUGGAGGAAACCGAAAAUUCAAAAGAAAUAUCAACAGAAACUAAAUCAAACAUUGUAAAAAACAUCUGAUCAUUCUGCACGCAACUCAACUCAAUCAUCUUCACAAACACGAUUUUCUCUAGUAUUCAUAAAUUCCCGAAUUCAUCUUCAUAAGAACCAACACAGAAUAAUAUACAGUUUGAAUGA